UGCUCCAGAAGACAAGACAGCCUCCUUUCCAGCAAUGGGCAGCCCUGGCUGUGGUGAGCAGUGUGUGUUUAAAGGUCUGCUUCUUGCCUCUGCAAAGGAGGUGAAGAUAUUUCGUGCCUUAAUCUUAGGGGAGCUGGAGAGGGGCCAGAGUCAAUUCCAAGCGCUCUGCUUCAUCACGCGGCUCCACCGCAACGAGAUCAUCCCCAGCGAGUCUAUGGCAAAGCUGCGGCAGAAAAAUCCUAGGACAGUGCGGCAGGCUGAGGAGGUGCGGGGCCUGGAACAUCUCCGCAUGGAUGUAGCUGUCAACUUCAGCAAAGGUGCCCAGCUGAGCUCUCACAUUCACAAUGUCUGCGCAGAGGCCAAAGAAGCAAUUUAUACCCGAGAGGAAGAUGUCAAGUUUUGGCUGGAGAAAGGGGUGGAUGGCUCCAUGUUCGAGGUCCUGCCUCAGACUUCAGACCUCCCUGACCUGCAGCGCUGCAAGCUGUGCACAGACCGCUGGAAACCCUGCAUCUGCAGCUACUCGCUCAACAUCRAGUGGUACCCAUGCAUGCUGAAGUACUGCAAGACUCGGGAUGCUGGGGGCAAGGUUUCUUCUUAUAAGUGUGGCAUCCGCAGCUGUCAGAAGGGCUACACCUUUGAUUAUUAUGUGCCGCAGAAGCAGCUCUGCCUGUGGGAUGAGGAGACCUAGCAGUGUUGGGUCAGGCCUUGUCAAGGGGCAGCUCGUUUGCCUUCUGCUCCCCUUUCAUGAUUCUAAGGGAUAUCCUGGAGCUGGCCACUCCGAAGAAGGAAUAUGGUCUGCAGACGUGCCUUGUACAAGGAGAGCUUGAUGUGUGCCUUUCCUUCUGGCCCCCUGCAAACCCUCUCCCCACCUAACACUGCCUCAUACUGUGAUAAGCUCUCUCUCUCUGUGUUAAUGCUCUCCUGAUAGCUGCCAGGAGAGGUUGCCUCCUGGAAGAAGCAAGACAUGUUUCUGGGAGAAAGGACUGGAAGGGGCUGUGUUUUGCCCUGCUCUACACUUAGGACAUGUGAAGGGAGGCAGCUCUGAGAGGCAUCAGCUUUGAACAUCCUUAGGGGUGGUCAGGGUAGGGAAAGAAGUGGUCUUGGCAACCUGAGUUGUCGAACAUCUCUAACUCUGAAGAAACCCCUACACUGAUUCCGCCACCUCCUGGUGAUGUAACAGCAAUUCCCAAUGGGAAAAUAGCUAAUGUAUGGGACCAUAUACUCAAACAACAAAGGUACAAAACUUACCCAAAGCAAGAGCCUGCCCAUAGCUUUUUCUAAUGUCUGGCUGUUAUAUUCUUCCUGCGGCUAGAAGAUAGAAUAGAGGGAUAUAUCCCAGCAAUUACUUAUACACCUAAAAGGCUGUUGAAUAAGGCUCUACUUAAAACCCUAUGUAGACUAGUUAGGGCCCAACUUUUUGUGUUGGUCCUGUGACUUUCCCACUAAGAAAGAAAUAUGCAGGAAGUGGUGGUUGCCAUCAUAACCUUAUGGUUGUGAGCAAGAGGAGAAUGAUCCCAGGCAGGAUUUGCACCAUUCUUUUGAAGAUAAAGAUGUUAGUCUGCCUGGCUUAGAGCAGAGGACCAAGUGCCUGAACUCCUUGGGUCUACAUCCUAUUCUGCCAGCUUCUCACAAUAAGCUCUUAGGUAUUGUACUGCUUUGCUGUGCCUUGGUUUUCCCUCCGUGUAAAACAGGGAUGACCCUGAUGCUGGCCUUGACUCUGUUAAAUGCCUGGAGGGCACGGGACAAAGAGUGCUGCUGGGUUACUGCCCAGCU
This is a messenger RNA of Nothoprocta perdicaria, 1773 nucleotides long. RefSeq names its product out at first homolog (gene OAF). Bases 35 to 688 code for a protein of 217 amino acids. The transcript has 4 exons. NCBI's taxonomy places the organism in Eukaryota, Metazoa, Chordata, Aves, Tinamiformes, Tinamidae. The record is from RefSeq and is a predicted model, not a curated record.